This is a messenger RNA of Salvelinus namaycush (lake trout), 7172 nucleotides long. Its product is annotated as solute carrier family 12 member 7-like. Lineage: Eukaryota; Metazoa; Chordata; Actinopteri; Salmoniformes; Salmonidae. Bases 148 to 3534 code for a protein of 1128 amino acids. Gene Ontology annotation, biological process: potassium ion homeostasis; chloride ion homeostasis; potassium ion import across plasma membrane. Gene Ontology annotation, molecular function: potassium:chloride symporter activity. The transcript has 26 exons. The record is from RefSeq and is a predicted model, not a curated record. Gene Ontology annotation, cellular component: membrane.
CAGAGCACGAGCCGACAGGGACAGAGCGAGAGAGGGAAGGAGGUACAGGGAACAAAAGCAGACAACAGAACAGAGAGAAACAGAACAAGGAGCGAGGGGGAGAUAAGUGAGGGACGGGCAGAACACUGAUAAGCACAUGGUGUGAAAAUGCCUACAAACUUCACAGUGGUUCCUGUGAAGGAUGCCAGGAAGUCCCGGGAAGAGGAGGAGGAUGAAGAUGAUGUGGAUGACAACAAUGUCUUCAGAGAGGAAGACGAGGCUGCCACCUUCCCAGGCGAUGGCAUGCCAAAGGAAAGCAGUCCGUUCAUUAACAACACAGACCACGACAAAGGGAAUCUAUAUGAUGGGAAGAACAUGGCCCUCUUCGAGGAAGAGAUGGACAGCAACCCCAUGGUGUCCUCGCUGCUUAACAAGUUGGCCAACUACACCAACCUCACCCAAGGGGUCAAAGAGCACGAGGAGGCAGACGAUGACGAGGGGCCAGCCAGGAGUAAGAAACCAGUCAAGAGUCCCGCGUUGGGCACAUUAAUUGGGGUGUACCUGCCCUGCCUCCAAAACAUCCUGGGGGUCAUCCUGUUCCUGCGUCUCACCUGGAUCGUGGGAACCGCCGGCAUCAUGGAAUCCCUUGCCAUUGUGGUCAUGACCUGCUCCUGUACAAUGCUGACAGCCAUAUCAAUGAGUGCCAUCGCUACGAAUGGUGUAGUUCCAGCUGGAGGCUCCUACUACAUGAUCUCAAGGUCGCUGGGGCCAGAGUUCGGCGGGGCCGUGGGGCUCUGCUUCUACCUGGGGACCACCUUCGCUGGCUCCAUGUACAUCCUCGGUACUAUAGAGAUUCUGUUAACCUACAUUGUGCCUAGUGCGGCCAUCUUCAAGGCAGAGAAGAAGGAGAAUGAGCCAGAGGCACUGCUCAACAACAUGCGGGUGUACGGCACCUGCUGCCUCAUCCUCAUGUCCCUGGUGGUGUUCGUAGGGGUCAAGUACGUCAACAAGCUGGCCCUGGUCUUCCUGGCUUGUGUCAUCCUCUCCAUUCUGGCUAUCUACGCCGGAGUCAUCAAGACCGCCUUCGACCCGCCAGACUUCCCUAUUUGCCUGUUGGGGAACCGCACGUUGCAGAACCACAACUUUGACCAGUGUUUGAAGACGAUGGAGGUGGACAACGUGACGGUCACCACCAAGCUGUGGUCCCUGUUCUGUGACUCUCCAGACCUCAAUGCCACCUGCAACGAAUACUUCACUCUCAACAACGUCACUGUGAUCCAGGGAAUCCCUGGCCUGACCAGCGGGGUCAUCAGAGACAACAUCUGGGGGGACUACGGUCCCAACGGCAUGUUGGUAGAGAAUAAGCACCAGGUGUCGGAGCCGGCUGCAGACACCUCCCAGGACAUAUACAUGCCCUACGUGGCCAAUGACAUCACCACCUUCUUCACCCUGCUGGUGGGCAUCUACUUCCCCUCCGUCACAGGAAUCAUGGCUGGAUCCAACAGGUCUGGUGAUCUCAGGGACGCCCAGAAGUCCAUCCCCAUAGGAACCAUCAUGGCCAUCGCCACCACCACCUUCAUAUACAUUAGUUCUGUCAUACUGUUUGGCGCCUGUAUCGAGGGGGUGGUGCUCAGAGACAAGUUUGGGGACUCGGUCAAAGGGAACCUGGUGAUUGGCAUCCUGGCUUGGCCCUCCCCCUGGGUGAUUGUGAUUGGCUCGUUCUUCUCGUGCUGUGGAGCAGGUCUACAGAGUCUCACUGGAGCCCCCCGGCUGCUGCAGGCCAUCGCAAGAGACGGCAUCGUGCCAUUCCUACAGGUGUUUGGUCAUGGCAAGGCUAAUGGAGAGCCCACCUGGGCCCUGCUGUUGACUGGUGGGAUCUGUGAGAUCGGUAUCCUCAUCGCUUCUCUGGACGCUGUCGCCCCCAUCCUCUCCAUGUUCUUUUUGAUGUGCUACCUGUUUGUCAACCUGGCCUGUGCCCUCCAGACCCUGCUCUGCACCCCCAACUGGAGACCCCGCUUCAAGUUCUACCACUGGGCUCUGUCUUUCCUGGGCGCCAGUCUGUGUGUCUCCCUGAUGUUUAUCUCCUCCUGGUACUAUGCCCUGGUGGCCAUGCUCAUCGCUGGCUGUAUCUACAAGUACAUUGAAUACAGAGGGGCGGAGAAGGAGUGGGGGGACGGUAUCCGUGGUCUAUCGCUCAACGCUGCCCGCUACGCCCUCAUUCGCCUGGAGGAGGCACCGCCCCACACCAAGAACUGGAGGCCCCAGAUGCUGGUGCUAUUGAACCUGGAGUCUGACCACACGGUGAAACACCCACGCCUGCUCUCCUUCUGCACCCAGCUCAAAGCAGGGAAAGGCCUGACCAUCGUGGGCUCUGUGCUGCAGGGCACCUACAUGACCAAGGAGGACGAGGUCAAGAAGGCUGAGCAGAACGUCAAGUCGUCGAUGACGACGGAGCGUACCAAGGGCUUCUGCCAUGUGGUGGCAUCGUCCAACCUGCGCGAUGGUUUCUCCCACCUCAUCCAGACGGCAGGCCUGGGGGGCAUGAAACACAACACAGUCCUAAUGGCCUGGCCCGGCACGUGGAAACAGUCUAAUGACCCCGUCUCCUGGAAGAACUUCAUAGAAACUGUGAGGGAGACCACGGCGGCAAAUCAGGCCUUACUAGUGGCCAAGAACGUGGACAGCUUCCCCACCAACGCGGAUCGCUUUGGCGAGGGCACCAUAGACGUGUGGUGGAUCGUCCACGACGGAGGACUGCUCAUGCUGCUACCCUUCCUCCUCCGCCAGCACAAGGUGUGGAGGAAGUGUAAGAUGCGUAUCUUCACGGUGGCUAAUAUGGAUGACAACAGUAUUCAGAUGAAGAAGGACCUGCAGAUGUUCCUCUACCACCUCCGUCUGGACGCUGAGGUGGAGGUGGUGGAGAUGCACGACAGCGACAUCUCAGCCUUCACCUAUGAGAAGACCCUGGUGAUGGAGCAGCGCUCUCAGAUGCUGAAACAGAUGCAGCUGUCGCGGACGGAGAGGGAGAGAGAGAUUCAGGGUAUCACCGACACGUCACGUAGCUCCAUCAGAAGGAAGAACCAGACCGGAGCCUCAGGCUCUGACCCCAGUCGACAGCUGGAGGACACACAGGAGGACGAGGCCCAGCUGAUCCACGACAGAAACACGGCGUCCCAUGCCGCGAUCAACGACAAGCCCGACAUCGGCCCUGACCGAAUCCACAUGACGUGGACCAAGGAUAAGUUCCUCUCCGAGCGCAACCGUAACCGUUCCGAGGCCAACAUGGGUGUGCGCGACCUCUUCAACAUGAAGCCAGAGUGGGAGAGUCUGAACCAGUCCAACGUGCGCAGGAUGCACACUGCGGUCAAGCUGAAUGAGGUGGUGGUGAACAGGUCACAAGGAGCCCACCUGGUCCUGCUCAACAUGCCGGGACCGCCCAAAAACAGAGGGGGUGACGAGAACUACAUGGAGUUCCUGGAGGUUCUGCUUGAGGGUCUCAACCGGGUCCUCCUGGUCCGCGGGGGCGGCCGCGAGGUCAUCACUAUCUACUCUUAAAACGCUCGUUCCCAAGAAAUGGCGUGCACGGGCCACGGCAAUAGGUGGCAUUUUAGGGAGAAAUAAUCCUUUGGGUUGCUGUGGGAUUGUCGGAGGGGGGGGGGGGGCCAUGGUAUUGGACAGAGGACUUCUUGACCUCGGAAGGGACGACCAAUCAGGGUUGUGUGAUGUGAUAGCAUCGCCCUGAUUCGUGGAGAGAGCACAGGUGUCCUGGGGCCUGCCUAUCACGCCGAGAGACUGGAGGAUACAGCAUUCAUACACUUUAACUUUUAAUUUGACACGUGUUGAUGUUUAUUGUUCAGAUUUUCUUAUUCUCUCCUCACUCUCUGUCUCUAUGUGUUGAGUUGUCAUGUAUGUUCAUGGUAAUUGUGUACCAAGGGCCCUAGUCAUGUGUAAUGCACUAUGUAGGGAAUCAUCAUUUAGUUUGUCCUCAUUUUGGUUCGAAUUGAUGUCAACCGGCUGCCUCGAAGGUAUCUUUCAGCUCAGAAAUCCAUCUCCUAUGAACCCUGAAAUAGAUGAAUAUAUCCUGGUCCAUCUAAUAUCUGUAUGAACUAAAUUAGAAUAAUUUUGACCUGGAAUAACAUGCUUCGGUGAAUCGGUGCAGUAUCCUAACCCACAGCAGAGCUCUGUUAGAGUGGAUGUUAGGUGGCAAGUCCAAAACAAAGCUUACUUUUAUUUCAAAUUUGUCCCACACAUCAAGUUGUUGCUAUAGCUUUCCUGAGCUCCCUUGUCCCUUGAUUAUUAAAGGUUGUUGAGUGCAGCACAACGUCUGAAAGAGGUGUGUGUGUGUGUGUGUGUGUGUGUGUGUGUGUGUGUGUGUGUGUGUGUGUGUGUGUGGCGGGGGGCUUUGGCAAGGGAUAGGCCAAGGAUUUGAUUGUGCAAUAGAUGCUGUUGAUGUGGUGACUUGCAGACAUCUCACUAAGCCCUGAGACAUUGAAGGUGGUCCACCUUGCCUGGGAGGUCUCCUAAAUGGACCCUGUGGUAUUUUGCUCUGUAGCAUUGGUCAAAGCCCCCCCAAGUACAGCCGUUCCAAUGGGAAGAUAGCCAUACUAUAUACUAUUGUAUUUAGCCCUUGUUGCAUAUUUAUAUAAAGAUUCACAAAGUUGAGAUUUAUUGGAAAUUGUAUUCAAGGGUGCAGGGAAUGGAAAUUACUUUUUUGUUGUAAAGAUCCUGUGUUCAGGAGUGCUGGUUUAAAUUCACGUGCUGUUCCACAGUUUAACAAGUCUAGGACAACUGGGGUCAUUAAGGUACUUCCCCUACCAGAGCCCGUUGGAUCUAUACAUCAACGUACAGGACAAGUCAUGAGCUGGUUUGACACGAGAGCUCAAUCUGACUUAGUCAUCAACUAAAACAAUUGUUCAAUUGUCUUUGACCCUCAAUCAGAAACAAAAGGUUGUUGUUGGAGCCAUCGUCCCAAAUAGUGUCGUCGCCCCCCCCCCCCCCCCCCCCCCCCCAAAUAGAUAUAGCAACGGACGCUAAUGGUUUAGAGGGGCACACUAUUUGGCAUGACAGAACCACUGUUGUGUCCGUUUUAGGUGUCGUUAGGGACAUCGUCAACACACAGCAUUUUGCUCCGUCUUUCGAUGUUUGGUAGUGCAGUAUUUUCUGUUCACUGCAUAGUUUAGCUCUGCUAAUAGAAGUCUUUAGGCUGGGAUGCUGUCAGAAGGGUUGGGUUAAAUGCGAAUGACACAUUUAAGUUGAAUGUAUUCAGUCGUACAACUGACUAGGUAUUUCCCCCCCCUUUCCCUUUCCUUGUAAUACAGUGACCACUACAUGGUAGAACCAAACAUGGUUGGGAUUUGUGAGUAUCACUUGUCUAUCGCAGGACACCAGACCAAGAUUCUGUACUGGAAUAGAAUAGACGGGAAGAGUGUCAAUAUGAAGUAGCUCUGUUCCAUGUUGUGGUCCGAACCAUCAAUGUUUUCUCUCUCUGAAGAUGAGCAUGCAGAGAGGGGGGAGGGGGGGGGGGGGGGGUUACUGAAAACAUGCUGUCUCUUAGAGCAAUCAUAUAGGACAGAGGAUGUGGGGUCCAUAGGAUGUGGGGUCCAUAGGAUGUGGGGUCCAUAGGAUGUGGGGUCCAUAGGAAUCCGCUGAUCACACUGUUCAAUGUCAGGAUUUGUUCUCCUAUUAUUUAUAUCCUUAUUCUCUAGGUUUCAUGUCAGCUGACCCCAAUGAAUCAUUUUGACUUUGUAUAGGAAGAAGCGUGCCAAAUAGACUGAUGUGAAAGUAUAUGUUUGUCAAUGUCAGCCACAGUGCACGCGUUAACAGAUGAAGGUGCUUGUAGGGCACCUUUAAUUUGUAAAUGCAUUAUAAGGCAUUAUAACCACUUAAUUAUUUUGAUUUGGAAACACAGAUUUACACACAUUUGAACACAAAUUAUUAGCUAAAAGAGCAUUUUGAGUUUCUGGUUACAAAAUUGAAAAGGCACUCGUACAUCUGAGCUCUCUUUGUUACAGGUGCUUGGUAACAGUUGAAUAAGAUGAGGGGGGAAAAAGAGAGCUCUGACGAAGGCCUUGAGGCCAAUACGUAAAGCUUAAUAAAGAGCAGUGAUACCAACGAGCAGUAUGCAGGUUCCUAGUUACAACAUGACUUCCUUGUAGGCUGCAUAUUAACAGUGGAGGCAAUGGUAUCUGUGAUUUCUAGGUCACAUGUAGGCUACUUCUAUAGGCAACUGGCGCCAGAUAUAGGAAACUAUUGGGACAAAGGAAGGAAUCACUCCCCUAACUCCUGUAUAUACCUCCACUUUUUUGUAGCUGUGUAGUAUUUUGUAACCAGAACAUUGUAUUUUUCAACAGUAUGUCUCAAUGAGUGUCUCUGUUGUUGUAGAGUCGACCAUCAGUUAGACAAUGUUGUGUCUAGUAGUCGUAGUGUCUGUCUGCACUUAACAGUUACGUUAUACCUGACUCUGACUUUUCAGGACUGGAGUCUUGUGAUUUUAAGGAGGGGUGGGGGUUUAUAUGUCAAGAUGUUUGCAGGUAUGUUUGUGUUUUUUCCUAACCCAUUGGAAACACAAAGGUUUUUGAAGACCUCUGCUUGGACUCAGGUGGAGAUUUCACAGAAAGGAUUUUAGAGGAGCCAGUUGGAGAAUGGGUUAUGUUACUAAUAUGAUUUUAAGUUAAUUUUUACAUGUUUUAUUAUUUUCAGGUUUCUAGCCCCCAAAGAUCAAAUCUUUGAGUCUGAUAUGAAAUAUCACAUUGUUAAUAGUGUAAAGAAACCUUAGAGGACACAAAGCUAAGGCUUCUGGGUAACUGUAUAGGACGUGUAAGCAGCAUAUGUUCCACCAAUCUGGUUUAAGUGACGAGAGAAUGUAAUCUACCUCGAGGUGAAUACCGUGGAGGCUUUGUCAAAGGAGAAUAAACCUGUUCGAAUCGCUUUCUUUCUUUCUCUCUGUAAAUGGUAACAAUCUUCUAUAUGAAGCGAUUCCAAGCGAUUGAGGAGUGAGCCUCCGCUCAUUCUGAGAGAGAAGCAGUGUAUCCAGCGUGUGGUGGUACUGCUGCUGUCCAGCUUAGUGGAUACACGUCACAGACUCUAGUAGGAAGUCACUUGUGGGGCGCACACAUAGUGGAGGGUGGCCCUUUUAAAUUGUAUCUGUGCCUCUGAGUAAAUAUAAAUAAAAGUGCUGAAUUAUGUCAGAACUG